CGGCUCGGCGCGGCUCGGCACGGCUCCGCGGCACGGCUCCACGGGGCGCAGCAUGAAGGUGGCGAGGUGGUGGCGGGUGCUGCUCUGCCUGGGGCUGGGGCUCUCGCUGCUCCUGGUCGUGGCCGGUGACUUCUGUGACGUGAACCACUGUCAGAAUGGGGGCACCUGCCUGACCGGGAUUAAUGAGACCCCCUUCUUCUGCAUCUGCCCUGAGGGCUACAUUGGGAUUGACUGCAAUGAGACGGAAAAAGGCCCCUGCCACCCCAACCCUUGCCACAACAACGGUGAGUGCCAGCUGGUCCCGAACCGGGGGGACGUCUUCACCGACUACAUCUGCAAGUGCCCCGCGGGGUAUGAUGGGGUGCACUGCCAGAACAACAAGAACGAGUGCUACUCCCAGCCUUGCAAAAAUGGAGGCACCUGCCUGGACCUGGACGGUGACUACGCCUGCAAGUGUCCUUCUCCAUUCUUGGGGAAGACCUGCCACGUCCGCUGUGCUGUUCUCCUGGGCAUGGAAGGAGGAGCCAUCUCUGAUGCCCAGCUCUCUGCAUCCUCCGUCUACUAUGGCUUCCUUGGCCUCCAGCGCUGGGGGCCAGAGCUCGCCCGCCUCAACAACCACGGCAUCGUCAACGCCUGGACCUCCAGCAACUAUGACAAGAGCCCCUGGAUCCAGGCCAACCUGCUGCGGAAGAUGCGGCUGAGCGGGAUCAUCACGCAAGGCGCUCGCCGCGUGGGCCAGCCGGAGUAUGUCCGCGCCUACAAAGUCGCCUACAGCCUGGAUGGGCGGGAGUUCACCUUCUGCAAGGACGAAAAGCAGGACACAGACAAGGUUUUCCAGGGGAAUGUGGACUACGGCACCAUGCAGACCAACAUGUUCAACCCUCCCAUCACCGCCCAGUUCAUCCGCAUCUACCCCGUGAUGUGCCGCCGCGCCUGCACGCUGCGCUUUGAACUUAUCGGCUGCGAGAUGAACGUGUAUUUCAACACGGCAGGUUGCUCGGAGCCUCUGGGCAUGAAAUCCCGCCUGAUCUCCGACCAGCAGAUCACAGCCUCCAGCGUCUUCAAGACCUGGGGCAUCGACGCCUUUACCUGGCACCCCCAUUAUGCUCGCCUGGACAAGACGGGCAAAACCAAUGCCUGGACAGCACUCCACAACGGCCAGUCCGAGUGGCUGCAGAUCGACCUCAGGGACCAGAAGAAGGUGACGGGCAUCAUCACGCAAGGAGCCCGCGACUUUGGGCACAUCCAAUACGUGGCAGCCUACAAGGUGGCCUACAGCGACAACGGCACAUCUUGGACCCUCUACCGGGAUGGCCAGACAAACAGCACCAAGAUCUUCCACGGUAACAGCGACAACUACUCACACAAGAAGAACGUGUUCGACGUGCCCUUCUAUGCCCGCUUCAUCCGCAUCCUGCCCGUGGCCUGGCACAACCGCAUCACCCUGCGCGUGGAGCUGCUGGGUUGCGACGAGUAGGCGCCCGGGGAGGAAGGACGGGGCUGCUCUUCCCCGCCGCCUGGCCCGCGCCCUGCCCGCCCCUGCCCACUCCUGCUCUGACCUCACACCCCCCUCUCCAUGUCCCCAAACUCGGGAGGUGGCCGGGAGGGCUCCCCUGCCCUGCAUUGGCGCUGGGGCCACAGCACUGCACUUUAUGGGGCCCUUGCAGGUGGGAUGUGGGGACGGCUUCUGCCCUUUCGCCCCGCUAGCCAGGGGUGAGACCCCCUCCUGCAACCAGGGCCUGGCUGGGGGACCCUCUCCUGCAACUGGGGCUUCCUUGGGGGACCCCAUCCUGCAAAUGGGGCUUUGCUGGGGGACCCUGUCCUGCAACCAGGGCUUGGCUGCAUCCUCCCAGCUAAACCUGGAGACAAAUUUUCUCCCCCUUUUUGCUUCUGCUUCCAGCAGAGAGGCUGCAGCCAGCAGCAGUCCCCUGCCUGCACUGGGGCUUGGAGCUCAGCAGUUUUGGGGGGCUUAGGGCAGGCACCCCGGGCUCGCAGCCUCCGAUGUCCCUCCUGCUCCCUGCACGGCUGCAAGCAGGGGCUCUGAAAAACCUACUCGGCUGUUGUCCCCUGCCCGUUUUGCCAGGCCCUGGGUCUCCUUGCCUGUGGUGUCAGCGCCGCAUAGUGUGAGGAGAGUGAUGAGACAGCUCCUAUCAAGAGCCACCGGGUCCCCAUUGCUGGUGGCUCUACCCGCUGGGCGCUCUCGGCAGGCGCUGCCCAUGCCCCUUCCUGGGGUGCCGGCUCCAGCGUCCUCCGAGUCUCAGCAUUGCUGCCAUCCCCACCUUACUGCAUUUUGGGGUGCCUGGAGGUCCCUUGUCCCCAGAGCCAAGCAGCGACCAGGGGGGCUGCAAUCUGGUAGUGGGGGAGAGAUGGUUUGUAGCCACAAGGGUGCAGAGAAAAGAUGGCAAAGGUGGUGGUUAAAACACCCAAAUGCAGUAGGCAGAGAGCUGUGCCAUGACCCUUUUUGUAACCUGAUUUUUUCCCUUUCUGUGGGGUGGAGGGGAGCCUCUUGCAAUGCUCGAGCCCUCGGGAUUAGCAGUAGGAGAUGAGCGAGACCCGGCACCGGCAAGCGGGGGUGCGGGCAGGGUGUCCGGGCAGCGGCGCCGGCGGCGAUGCUUCCCCUGCCUGCUGGGAUGCGAAGUGGCCGUGGAGCUGGGCCGGCGGCGGGUUCGCUUUGGCAAGCGCCAAGGAAGCCCGGGUGGGAUGGCGGCGGCGGCCCCACUCCGGGGUGUCUCUGACAGUAUUAAAACCAGCUGAAACAUA
This is a messenger RNA of Gymnogyps californianus (California condor), 2760 nucleotides long. It is a transcript of the gene MFGE8, whose product is annotated as milk fat globule EGF and factor V/VIII domain containing. The record is from RefSeq and is a predicted model, not a curated record. NCBI's taxonomy places the organism in Eukaryota, Metazoa, Chordata, Aves, Accipitriformes, Cathartidae. Gene Ontology annotation, molecular function: calcium ion binding. Bases 53 to 1477 code for a protein of 474 amino acids. The transcript has 10 exons.